CAAAAGAUAACUACAUACAACCACAUCCAAUAAAACCCAAGAAAAUAAAAAUAAAAAAUAAAAGAAAGAUAAACAAUAAACCCCUCUUUUGAUUCCAGGGUUUACAAUUCUCAUUUCUCUCGUCAAGCUACCGAAAAUGAGUCGCCAUCCUGAAGUGAAGUGGGCUCAGAGGGAAGACAAGAUAUUUAUCACUGUCCUCUUGGCUGACACAAAAGAUCCAAAGGUUAAUCUUGAGCCGGAAGGUGUUUUCAAAUUUUCAGCUUCUGCUGGAGCAGAGAAUCAUUCUUAUGAACUGAAGCUUGAUCUCUUUGAUAAAGUUAAUGUAGAGGAAAGCAAAAUAAACAUUAGUCCGCGUAGCAUAUUCUGUAUCUUGGAAAAAGCAGAAAUUAAAUGGUGGGAUAAAUUGUUGAAGGGAGAUGCAAAGACGCCACACUAUGUCAAAGUAGAUUGGGACAAGUGGGUAGAUGAAGAUGAUGAUCCUGCUCCGACUGAUGCUGGAAUGGAUGGAAUGGAUUUCUCGAAAUUCGGCGACAUGGGAGGCAUGGGCGGCAUGGGAGGCAUGCCAGGCAUGGAAGCAUUGGCUGGCAUGGGUGGUAUGCCUGGAAUGGGCGGUAUGGGUGGUAUGCCUGGCAUGGGCGACUUCUCCAUGGGUGAUGACUUUGAUGAAAGUGAUGAUGAAGGUGAAGAGGGAACAAAGCCCGAGAAGGCGGAUGCAGAAAAAGCAGCAGCUCUUCCAGAGAAGAAGGCGGAAGCAACGUCAAGCACAUGAAGGACUAGUAUAUAGUUUCAUUACACUGUUACUAUAUAUCGUAGUGCUCUGGAGAUGGAUAUCAUGCUCUGAUAAUGGAACUUCGUAGAGGAAAGCCAGUUUUCGAGCAAAUGUUUGUGUUUAUGAGAGGUUUUUAUUAUGGCAGGCAGAAAUUACAUAUUACAUCUGUGCUCUGUAUCUUGAUUUCACUAGUGUCAUCCUGAAUUGAUCGACAUUAUAGUGUGAGAUGGUUUAUGGAUGAUAUUGGAAAUAUAAUAUAAGAAUAGAAUAAUAAAUUAUGUUUGAAGUGAUUA
Daucus carota subsp. sativus is the source of this 1062-nucleotide messenger RNA. RefSeq lists its product as uncharacterized. Lineage: Eukaryota; Viridiplantae; Streptophyta; Magnoliopsida; Apiales; Apiaceae. Gene Ontology annotation, molecular function: Hsp90 protein binding; protein-folding chaperone binding. The coding region runs from base 137 to 769 and encodes 210 amino acids. Gene Ontology annotation, cellular component: cytosol; nucleus. Gene Ontology annotation, biological process: chaperone-mediated protein complex assembly; protein folding. The record is from RefSeq and is a predicted model, not a curated record. The transcript has 6 exons.